Biomphalaria glabrata is the source of this 1579-nucleotide messenger RNA. RefSeq lists its product as uncharacterized. Lineage: Eukaryota; Metazoa; Mollusca; Gastropoda; Planorbidae. Gene Ontology annotation, molecular function: oxidoreductase activity. Bases 140 to 1258 code for a protein of 372 amino acids. The transcript is spliced from 9 exons. The record is from RefSeq and is a predicted model, not a curated record.
AAUCCCCGGAUGUGAAUAUUUCGUGUCUAGUGUUUAGAACUAGAUAUGCCAGUGUGGUUAUAGUGUCGUUAUCACUACUCCUGCAACCAGACAUUUAGGCCUAGGGAUCCAAGGGAAAGAAAAACAGGACCUACACACAAUGGCCAGCACAGUACCUGCUGAGAAAAAGCUACCAUAUGUAUAUCUUGGACAGACUGGUCUGAAGGUAUCCAACCUAUGUCUAGGGGCUAUGACCUUUGGUGAAUCAGCGUUUGGUACCCCAGGCCAAGCUGAUGAGGACCUCUCCCAUCAAAUUCUUGACAAAUUUGCAGAAUGGGGUGGCAACUUUAUUGACACGGCUGAUAUCUAUGGUCGGGGUAAAUCUGAAACUAUUGUUGGAAAAUGGCUCGCAAGCCAAAACAGAGAAAAUUUUGUCAUUGCCACUAAAGUAAGAGCAAACAUGGGCUUAGAGAACAAUGUCAAUAAUAUUGGUCUCAGUCGCAGACAUAUAACUGAAAGUAUAGACAAAAGCUUACAGAGGCUUCAGACAGACUUUGUGGAUCUUUAUCAGGCACACUUUUUUGAUGAUGGAACAAGACUUGAGGAAACGUUUCGCACUUUUGACGACUUGGUUCGCAGUGGAAAGGUUCGCUAUGUUGGAGUUAGCAAUUUUUCUGGAUGGCAGCUUCAAAAAACUGUUGACUUGGUAGAGAAGCUGGGUUUGAACCCCAUUGCAAGUUUGCAGCAAGAAUACAAUUUAGUGAACAGAGAGAGUGAGUGGGAACCUUUUCAAGUCUGCAAGAAUUCAGGGAUAGGAGUUUUGCCUUGGAGUCCACUUAAAGGUGGUUUGUUAACUGGCAAGGUCAAGAGAGGUCAGAAACCAACAGAAGGUCGCAUGGGUUGGGUUGCUGAAGAGACUAACAAAGCAUCUCAAGCUGCUCCACUGUGGACAUCAUUUGAUGAUAAAACUUUUGACCUUAUAGAAACUGUUGAAGCCAUAGCUAAGGAGCAUGAACGUAGCCCUGCCCAAGUUGCUAUUCGUUGGCUGCUGCAGAAAGAUGUUGUAUCUUCUGUUAUAAUUGGUGCAAGAAAUCUUACUCAGCUGGAGGAUAAUUUGGGUGCUGGCAAUGGAUGGUCUCUAUCAAAGGAAGAGAUGCAGCAGCUAGAUGACUUAUCAAAGCCCCCACUGCCUUAUCCAUAUGAGAUGAUCUUUCGGCUAAAUACAGAUAGAGGAAACAGGCAUGCUGUCAACCAAUAUGUUCAAUCUUUCACCAACUAAGUCCUUCAUUAUUAUUUUGUUUCUAUUAGAUUAUUGUCAAGUUGUAUUUAUUCAGUUGGAUUUGGUUAUCACAUGAUUGAUGUGUAGUCCAUGAAGUUAGACUAUGCAAUGUUGUGUUGAUAUGAUGAUCAGUUUAAAGCUGCCAUUCAAAUGUGCCUCAGUCCUAGACAAGCUAAUGUGAUACAUUCCUUCUAUAUUAAUAUUUUUGUUUGUAUCCAUAAAUAGUGCUUACAAGACAGAAUUAUUACAAUGUAUAAUUAAUAUUGCCAUGGUUAAUAUACAAAAAUAAAUUGUACAAUAAAUGUUACUUGAUAUAUUGAA